Molecule: messenger RNA, 1422 nt
Organism: Drosophila grimshawi
Lineage: Eukaryota; Metazoa; Arthropoda; Insecta; Diptera; Drosophilidae
Gene: MED31
Product: mediator of RNA polymerase II transcription subunit 31
Exons: 3
Coding region: 483-1367 (294 amino acids)
Biological process (GO): regulation of transcription by RNA polymerase II
Cellular component (GO): core mediator complex; mediator complex
Molecular function (GO): transcription coregulator activity
Source: RefSeq, a predicted model, not a curated record
UGUUGCUUUUGAGAUUCGGUCACGCUGACAUGAACACUUACGGUUUGUAGCUGAAAAUAACAAUUAAAUUUAAUUAAUUUGCUUACCACAACAAGAAUAUCACCCAACAAAAUAAAGGAGCGACAUAAAGAUUCAUAGUUGAUUUACGUUUUAAGUGCCGUUCUGUUCCGUUUUUUGUGUUUGUAUGCGCUUUUUGAUAUCCUUUUCAAUUAUCUCUCUCACGCACACACAGCCACUGACACAGACACAGACACAAACACGCAGCUAGCAGCGAGUUGUAUACAUUUUUAUUAUGUGUAAUUUAUGAUUUUUGUGUUAUGUACAAUUUUGAAGCACACACGAGAAAUCACACCCAAGCACAACAACAACAACAAAUACAACAACCACAACAAAAACAUCAAGAAAACACCUGAAGAAUUAGCCAAACAAACAAACUGAAAAAACGCAAAGCCAGCGAAACCCUUUCCACAACAGCUAGAAAAAUGGCCAAAAUGUACGGAAAGGGUAAGACGGCCAUCGAAUCGGAGGAGCAACAAAAAAGACGCUGGCAAAUCGAACUGGAGUUUGUGCAAUGCCUUUCCAAUCCAAACUAUCUCAACUUUCUGGCUCAGCGUGGCUACUUUAAGGAUCCAUCGUUUAUCAACUACCUCAAGUAUCUGCAGUACUGGAAGGAGCCGGACUAUGCCAAGUAUUUAAUGUAUCCGAUGUGCCUAUAUUUUCUCGAUCUGCUGCAAUACGAGCACUUUCGCCGCGAGAUUGUGAACAAUCAGUGCUGCAAGUUCAUCGACGAUCAGGCCAUACUCCAGUGGCAGCAUUACACACGCAAGCGCAUCAAACUGAUCAAUUCGGUGCAGGAGAAUGCAGCUGCAGCUGCAGCAGCCGCAGCAGCAACGACACAACAACAACAGCAGCAGCAGCAGCAACAACAACAAACGCAGCAGCAACAGCAACUUACACAACCACAGCAACAACAACAACAGCAGCAGCAGCAACAACAAAGCAAUGGUGGUGGCAACAUUUUAGCGCCAAGCGAAGCUGCAACAGUGGCAGGCACUGAGGCCACCAAUCCGCAGCAGCAGGCAACGCUGCAGAAUGGCAGCAGCAGCGGCAGCGGCAACAGCUCAACGGCAACAGUGCCAGCAUCCUCACAGAGCAACAGCCAACAGCAGCAGCAGCAGCAGCCAUUGGCGUCCAGGGAGCCAGCUCAAGCUGCAACUCAGGUUUCGUCAGUGAUACAGCAACAACAGCAGCAGCAGCAACAACAGCAGCAACAACAACCACAACAGCAACAACAACAACAGCAGCAGCAACAACAACAAAUGAAUGGCCUGGCUGCCAGCGGAACUAUGAAACUAGAUUUAAAUUAGCAAACGGCUAUUUACACACAAAAAGAAGAGCAAAAUAAAUUAGAAUUAGCGUAAA